AUAGUGGAGGUCCUUUAAUGGUUCUUGAAUCAGGAAGUAGAUUUGUACUUUUAGGUUUAACAUCUUUCGGUUAUAAAUGUGCCGAUAAAGACCUUUUAGGCAUUUACACAGAUGUUUCAAAAUAUUUAGAUUGGAUUAAUGAGAAAACUAACGCUCCUAUAACUGAUGAAAAUCCUCCAGGACCAGGAGACGAUGGUGAUGAUGAUGGUGACGAUGAUGAUGAAAGCGAUGAUGGUGAAGAUAAUGAUGAAAAUGAUGACGAUGAAGAUGAUGAUGGGGAGAAGAAAAGGGAGCCCAGAAAAGGAGAAGGAAAUGAAAGUCAUAAGAAAAAUCGUUCGGAUAAGAAAAAGUCAAUGCGCACGAAAACUGUCUUUGAAAUAAGGAAAAUGAACAAGAAAUUAAAUAAAAUUGAAUUUUGAAAAAUAAAAAUUCAAUAAAUAGCUCGAUA
Messenger RNA from Onthophagus taurus, 448 nucleotides. The record is from RefSeq and is a predicted model, not a curated record. Lineage: Eukaryota; Metazoa; Arthropoda; Insecta; Coleoptera; Scarabaeidae.